This is a messenger RNA of Aspergillus ibericus CBS 121593, 2590 nucleotides long. It is a transcript of the gene ccg9, whose product is annotated as putative trehalose synthase (Ccg-9). The record is from RefSeq and is a predicted model, not a curated record. Gene Ontology annotation, molecular function: glycosyltransferase activity. The transcript has 6 exons. Bases 396 to 2462 code for a protein of 688 amino acids. Lineage: Eukaryota; Fungi; Ascomycota; Eurotiomycetes; Eurotiales; Aspergillaceae.
GGCAUACCCUGCUGCAUCCAUCAGGCGUGGUGAUGAAUAUCUGAAGUACCUCGCGGUACCUUGUUUCGACAAGGGAGACAAAGGGACUGACAAGCCACCCGCGCAUUCUGGCCCACUCCCAACUCCCAAUGGCCAAUUACUCUCCAUCAGACACGAUGAAAGCCGCCAGAGGUGUCGUAUGGUGUAUGCAAUACGUCAUGGUAGGUAGCACACCAGUGAAGUCAUCCCACCACCACCCAUGGUCUUACAAACACUGGAUCGGAACGAUCCUGGGUGUUUCUCAUCCGGACUUUUACGGACAACAUUUCCCCAUCCCCGCUGGCUGCCGUUGAUCAGUAUAUCAAACUGUCCUGGACGCCGUAUCCCGUCUCCAAUCCUCGGUCAUCGCCAGCAACAUGGCAGGAGACGCUCCCCAGCCGUUCCAGCGCCGCUCCUCCUUCCAUCAGCUGCAGGUCUCUCAUCAGUUUGACAAGAACUCCUGGGAGGCACCUCCGUCAAAGACUAUCUAUGCUGGCCUUUCAGCCUUGUUCGAUGAAGAUGGGGUGACCGUCGCCCUGGCAAUCCGCGAUACGACCUAUCUUCUCGACUUCCACCAGGAGGACCUUGUCGCACAAGGAGGCCGGACAAUCUGUGCGGAGAUUACCGACUAUGUGCUCAACCAGUUGCGAGACUACAGCGACGAUCAUCUUGAGAAGUUCAUCGGGCUGGCAAUGCCAACUUCAGUGGCUCGGAAAUGCCCUAGCCUCUGUUCACGUCUUUGGUCGGAGCUGGAUGUGAUUCCCUUGGUUCUGCCCGAGGAGAGUAACAUCGGAGUCGAUCACUACGUCGACCACCCCGUCCGGAAGUCAACAGGCUGGGAACUCAAAAGUAUCGACGAACAGGCAGAGUCCAUGGGGCGUAAAUGUGUCAGGCUGUUUGGUCCAGAAAACAUCCCCUUGCUGCAAGUCGGGUUCCUGGGAUUAGUGGAGGUUGACACUGCCUUCCAUGUGCGCCUUACAAACCUGGAGGACUUUCGGAAAACUGUCACCCAGAAAACGUGGGAUUCGGUUCAAUAUUAUGCCGAUGACCUCAAGAAAAGAGGCACUAAGAUUGCCUUCUUCAGUGCCACCCCUCAAGGUGGAGGCGUAGCCCUGAUGAGACACGCUCUUGCAAGGUUCUCCUACUCCCUGGGAACUGAUAUCAAGUGGUACGUCCCGAAGCCACGACCCGGCGUUUUUCGCAUAACGAAGAACAAUCACAAUAUCCUUCAAGGCGUUGCCCCCCCGGGUGAGCGCUUGAGCAACGAGGACUGGGAGAAGGUCAUCGAUUGGAUCAAUGAAAAUGCGAAGCGAUACUGGCUCUCCCCUGGUGGUCCUCUGCGGCCGCCUUCCGAGGGUGGCGCCGAUGUCAUUAUCAUUGAUGAUCCACAGAUGCCUGCACUGAUUUCCAUCGCGAAGCACUUGGCACCAGACAGACCCGUUAUUUUCCGAAGCCAUAUCCAGAUCCGCAGUGAUUUGAUAGAUCAGCCGGGUUCCCCACAGGAAGAAGCAUGGUCGUGGAUCUGGAAACAGGUGCAACAAGCAGAUCUAUUCAUCAGUCACCCAGUGAGCAUAUUCGUGCCGAACAGUGUCCCUUCCGAAAAGGUGGGCUAUAUGCCUGCUUCAACGGACUGGCUGGAUGGCCUAAACAAGAACAUGCGCGAAUGGGAUGUUGCCUUCUACGGCCGUGUCUUCAACUCCGUUUGUAGGAACUCGGGGACGAUGACCAUUAACUACCCACAAGACGAGUACAUUGUCCAAAUCGCCCGGUUUGACCCCUCAAAGGGCAUAAUGGACGUCGUAGAGUCGUACAACAAGUUCUAUCGCCGAUUCACGGCCGCCUUACCUGACAGAACACCGCCAAAGCUGCUGAUCUGCGGGCAUGGCUCUGUUGACGACCCGGACGGUGCUGUGAUCUACGACUCAGUGCUCAGCUAUGUCGAGGAAGACCUUUCAGACAUAGCUGACAAAAUUUGCGUUGUCCGGCUUGGACCUUCAGACCAGGUUCUCAAUGCGCUUCUUUCCAAGGCAAAGGUCGCUUUGCAGCUCUCCACGCGGGAAGGGUUCGAAGUCAAGGUGUCCGAGGCCAUCCAUAAGGGAACUCCGGUCAUUGCAACCAAGGCCGGUGGCAUUCCACUGCAGGUGGCAGAUAAGAAAAACGGUUUCCUGGUGGAGGUUGGAGACACGGAUGCGGUGGCGCAACAUUUGUUCGAUCUAUGCACCGACGAGGAUCUGUAUCAGCGCACCAAGAAAUUCGCCCUCGAGAACGUAUGUGACGAGGUCAGCACGGUUGGCAAUGCCCUAAACUGGUUGUAUCUCGCAUCGAAGCUCUCCAAGAAAGAAGAGGUCAAGCCGAACAAACAAUGGAUUAAUGACAUGGCGCGCACGGAAGCCGGCCAGGAGUAUUCCAACAAGGAGAGCCGGCUGAGGCGAAUCUCACUGUAAGCAGGCCAAUCAUUGAGCCUCGCAGAAGCAUCGUUAUGAAUUGUGUAUCUGGAUUUCUUUGGAUAGAUACUGCACGCACGAUCCCUAAAUGAGACAUAAACUAAACCUGGGGUAUACUGAGAAUAAGA